This is a messenger RNA of Porites evermanni, 965 nucleotides long. NCBI's taxonomy places the organism in Eukaryota, Metazoa, Cnidaria, Anthozoa, Scleractinia, Poritidae. The record is from the annotation of a GenBank genome assembly.
AUGGGUAUCAGCAUCGAUUGGCCGGAAUUGCUUGCAAUUUACAUUGCCUGCUACCUCUGGGACCCUUCCUGGUCAGGCAAACAUAUUUGUAUGUUGUGCGACAACUUGCCAGUUGUCUCCAUCAUCAACUCCAAACGCUAUAAGUCCCCUAGGAUCAUGGACCUCGUACGAGCUAUUACAAUCCUUACCUUAGAACACAACUUUUCCUUUACUGCUAGACAUAUCCCUGGGCUAGAUAAUUCAAUAGCUGAUUCUUUGUCCCGUUUUCAGAUGGACCGCUUCCGUCACCUGGCUCCCAACGCCUCACCCUCCCCCUGCGUCAUCCCUCCAUCAGGGACAUCAAUUUAACAGCUUCUGUUUAUCGCUACUUUGGUGCGUCCCUUGCCCCAGCCACCAAACGUUCUUAUAGUGUCGGUCAAAACCAUUUCAUUUCCUUCUGCCUUAUGCAAGGGUUAAUUAGCCCCUCUACGCCCCUUCUCCCCGCAUCUGAAAUUACCCUGAUUUAUUUUGUCUCCCAUUUAGCCAAAACCGUUUCCUACAAUACCAUUAAGCUAUACCUGUUUGCCGUUCAAGACCUCCAUAGGCAAUACAAUUUCCCCUUAAAACUCCCAAAAAUGUUUAGACUCCAGAAGGUCCUUAACGGGAUCAAACGUUCCCAAACCCCGGUCAAAUUAGAUCGUUACCCAAUUACAAUCCAAAUCCUGCAGUCUAUUUUCAACUCUUACCAGCCGCACUUGAGUUGUGACCUCAAUCACAUUAUGCUCUGGGCAGCCUUCACCUUAGCCUUUUUCGGUUUUUUACGUUCAAGCGAAUUUACCUGCAAUGACAAAGUCUUUGACCCAGCAACUCACCUUUGCCUCAAGGAUGUCACCUUUGUCCCUAACAUUGAAUCUCCCAAUUACAUGUUAGUACUGAUUAAACGGUUCAAAACAGGUCCCUUCCGCAAUGGUUGCACCCUAACCUAG